Messenger RNA from Malania oleifera, 1225 nucleotides. Its product is annotated as syntaxin-related protein KNOLLE. NCBI's taxonomy places the organism in Eukaryota, Viridiplantae, Streptophyta, Magnoliopsida, Santalales, Ximeniaceae. Bases 114 to 1043 code for a protein of 309 amino acids. The record is from RefSeq and is a predicted model, not a curated record. Gene Ontology annotation, biological process: exocytosis; vesicle fusion; intracellular protein transport. Gene Ontology annotation, molecular function: SNAP receptor activity; SNARE binding. Gene Ontology annotation, cellular component: SNARE complex; plasma membrane; endomembrane system. The transcript has 2 exons.
AUCAUACCCCCCCUGAAUCCCUCACUCUCUCAAUCUCUCUCUCUCUCAAUCUCUCUCUCUCUCUCUCUCAAGCAAGAAGUCUUCCAAAACAUCGAGAUUUUUUGGGAGUCAAGAUGAACGACCUAAUGACAAAAUCAUUCACCAAUUAUGUGGAUCUAAAGAAAGCAGCGAUGAAAGAUUUAGAAGCCGACCACGAUUUUGAGAUGACAGCAACCCAGAUGGACCAUAACCUCACUCUAUUCUUAGAGGACGCUGACAAGGUGAGGAAGGAGAUGGGAUCUAUCCAAGACAUUUUGGGAAAACUACAGGAAGCAAAUGAAGAAAGCAAAUCCCUGCACAAGCCUGAGGCCCUCAAGUCGCUCCGCAGCAGGAUCAAUGCUGACAUCACAACCGUGCAGCGGAAGGCCAGAAGCAUUAAGUCCCAGCUCGAAGAAAUGGACCGUGCCAACGCUGCAAUCACUAGGCUCUCAGGAUGCAAGGAAGGGACCCCUGUCUACCGAACCCGAACAUCCGUCACAAAUGGGCUGAGGAAGAAGCUCAAGGAGCUAAUGAUGGAUUUUCAGGGUCUGAGGCAGAGGAUGAUGACAGAGUAUAAGGAGACCGUGGGGAGGCGGUACUUCACCGUGACAGGGGAGUACCCAAAUGAGGAGGUGAUAGAAAAGAUCAUUUCCAACGGCGAAGGGGGUGAGCAAUUUCUAACCAAGGCCAUUCAGGAGCAUGGGAGGGGAAAGGUGAUAGAGACUGUGGUUGAGAUUCAGGACCGGCACGACGCAGCGAAGGAGGUCGAGAGGAAUUUGCUUGAGCUGCACCAGGUGUUUUUGGACAUGGCUGUAAUGGUGGAGGCACAGGGGGAGCAGAUGGACAAUAUCGAACACCACGUGAUGAGUGCUUCCCAGUAUGUCAAGGACGGCACCAAAAACCUCAAGACGGCGAAAGAUUACCAGCGAAGCAGCAGGAAGUGUAUGUGUUUGGGAUUGAUACUUCUAUUGCUGAUCAUUCUUAUAAUUGUCAUCCCCAUUGCCACCAGCUUCAGCAGUUCCUGAAUGCCUCCGGGAGGAUUUAACAUCCCGUUAUUCCUUCUUUGACUAAAUUUAUUAUUUUGGGUUGUUCGAUUUCAUAUUGUUUCUUGUUCUUCAUGUAGGUGGGUUAUUUAUUCUAUUUAAAAAAAAAAAAGAGUUGUAAUUGGUGUUUCAAUAUUAAUUAUAAGAAUGCGUUUUUUCAUGGA